Molecule: messenger RNA, 2101 nt
Organism: Andrographis paniculata
Lineage: Eukaryota; Viridiplantae; Streptophyta; Magnoliopsida; Lamiales; Acanthaceae
Exons: 6
Coding region: 607-1665 (352 amino acids)
Biological process (GO): protein ubiquitination
Cellular component (GO): CCR4-NOT complex
Molecular function (GO): ubiquitin-protein transferase activity
Source: RefSeq, a predicted model, not a curated record
GCAAAAAAUACUUCCUUACAGGGAUGAAGAUCUGAGAGAAUAUCAAAUUGGUUCUGUCACGGCAACAAUGACGGAGGCUGCUAGUUUAAUCUGGUCUGAUUUAGCAUGCGCAUUGGAGGUCCUCCGGAAGGCUUCUGAGCUCGGCCGUCAUCAUCUAAACACAAAGCUAAUGGAAAAUGUCGACAAAUCCAUCAGUUUCCUGCAAGAUGUUGUUGAAGUUCAUCCUCAAAUCAUACUCCAGCACACCAAAGCUAUUCGUUAUGGGAACAUGUAUUAUCUUGGCAACGCAGCAGAGCAUCUGAAUUCGAAGCAUCUUGGGCGACAAUCUCUGGAAGAUGCAACUGAUGAAGAAAUCUUAUCCUUCUCUGAGGAUGUGGAAAACGUUUUGUAUAAAUUAUCAUUCGAGAAAACAUGGUUAGCAAGCCCCGAAAUUAAAGACCCCCAGACUAACUCACUCACAAGAAGAAUCAACGGAUGAAGAAAUAUGAUCUACCAAGAUGAGAAAAAAAAAAUCAUAACAAGCCAUGGUAAUAUGCAAAGAAACACUUUGAUCUCAUUGAUGCUUUAAAAAGGAUUUCUGCUGUUCGUCGUCGACUCGUCACAGCAAUGGUUUCGAAUUCAAUCCCUGCCACCUCAAUCGCCUCCGCCUCAUCCAACCCUAAAGAUUUUGCCAAGAAGAAACGGGGUAAUCGCUGGGCGAAGUUGAGGCAGUGCAAGCUUGAUGCGUGUCGGGAACAAUGGCUUUCUCAAGCAAUAAGUGAAGGAGAGUGUGGUUAUGAAGAAAUGCAUGGUGUUGGGGAGAUGCAUAGAGAUCGUGCAAGUUUCUCGAAUGAGAGAGGCACAUCCAUCCGGGAGCAAGAGAUGAAAUCAAGCGUCCAAGGGCAGAAUUACAGAGGCGUAUUAACCACGCAGAGAUACAGUGAUUCUGAUUCCUCGCUGUCGAACAGCCCGACCAACCAAAGAAGCAGCCUCUCAGGCAGUAAUGAAUUUGUCGCCAAUUUCACUCCGAGUUGUGGCAGCAUCAGCGGGUGGAGUAGUAGCAGCAGCAGCAGCGAGUUCUUCCCGUGUAACAUGAUCGGCGAUGAAGGGGAUGAUAAUCAAGAUGGUUGCUUCGAUGAUUGGGAAGCUAUGGCUGAUGCCUUAUUGACACCUGAAGACCAUAUCUCCGAACUCAGUCUACCUUCUUCGGAGAAUCGUAGAAAGGCUGUCCAGCGAGACCCUGAAUCGAGCACUUCUGCUCACCCUUUCUCCCGGAAUGUUACUUCAAAUGAAACGCAACAACAUGGAGGAAUAAACAUAAGGAAUUCUUCAGUACAGUCCCUCGCCUGGACGGAAAACGAUGCUUUCAGGCCGCAUAGCUUACCAAAUUUUUCUCGGCAACAUUUAAGUGAAGGAGAGUCAUCUUGGGGAAUUAAGACAGAGAAUCCCACAUCAUGUCCAAUAUGCUACGAGGAAUUCGAUUGUACAGAUUCAAGCUUUCAUCCGUGCUCGUGUGGGUUCAAGCUCUGCCUCUUCUGUCACAAAGAAAUCCUCGACAGAGACGAGCGCUGUCCCUCGUGCAGGAAGCCGUAUGUCAGUUAUCCUGUUGAGGGCGAGGCAAAAUUGGAUGGAAGGAAACUGACGUACCAUUUGGCUCGAUCUCGCAGCAUGAAUGACAAUGCCUAGAACAGAGACUGCGAUUCUUGAUCUUGUACGUUGGCUUUCCCUUUUACUAGCAUGCAUUUGUGAUUUCUUGACAAACUGAUUCUAGCAGUGGUAGAAAUGCGAACUCAUUUAAUCGUACAGGAAUUGAUCCCGGUAUCUUUCGAUUUACUUGAUAUGUUCUAUAUGUACAAGGCAUGCUUUUUACAUAAAUAGCAAGAAUUUACAGAAAAGCAGAUUACAUGCUCUUUCUUCGACUCCUUGCUUUCUUUAUGAUUUAGUAUUCAAUAUAUAGGCUUGUGGUCGGAACUGGCGAUGUUUCGAAACUAAAACCUAAGUAGUGUUGAUAAGCCUGGUUAGGUAAGAACCCUACUUGUGUUAUGUAUGAUUCAGUAUGAAAUCAUAGGUUUGUGGUCAGAAUCAGCUUUGUUCGAUACCUAAGUGGUGUUCUUACCUGGCU